Molecule: messenger RNA, 2904 nt
Organism: Coffea eugenioides
Lineage: Eukaryota; Viridiplantae; Streptophyta; Magnoliopsida; Gentianales; Rubiaceae
Product: glutamate receptor 2.7-like
Exons: 5
Coding region: 1-2778 (925 amino acids)
Cellular component (GO): plasma membrane
Molecular function (GO): ligand-gated monoatomic ion channel activity; signaling receptor activity
Source: RefSeq, a predicted model, not a curated record
AUGAGAUGUCUUGCCAUCAUAUUCUUUCUGGGCUUCUUUGCGACCCUAAUACGUGAAUCAAAAGCAACAGCUGAUGAGAAAAGCAUCCAAUAUUGUCCCAUGAACCAACGGGCUGUAAUGGGGAGUAUUGGUGGGAUAUUCGAUCAGAGCUCUCGUGUGGGAAAGGAGCAAGCAAUAGCGGUGACGAUGGCUGUCCAUGAUUUCAAUCGCUGGUCACAUUGUUCAAAUCUGGCCUUGCAUUCUCAAGAUUCAAAAGGGAACUCAGCUCGAGUGGUUUCUGCUGUGACUGAGCUUGUAAACAAGAAGCAAGCGCAAGUCAUAAUUGGACAGCUGACCUUGCAAGAAGCAACUCUGCUUUGGGAUUUUGACAAAGUCGCCAAAGACAUCCCCGUCAUUUCCACAGUUCCGACUGCCACCUCUCCACCCUUCCUACCUUCUCAGCCUCCAUCCUUCAUCAGGAUGACUACUGAUACUACUCUCCAAAUGCAAGGAAUUGCUGCCAUAGUUGGCCAGUUCAGGUGGCGGAGGGUGAUUGCAGUUUAUGAACAUAGCAACAGCUUUUCUGCAGAUUCCGGGCUCAUCACUCACCUCGCUGACUCGCUCUGGGCCGUAGAGGCCGGCUUGGAAUAUUAUUCAGCUUUCCCUCGCGUAGUUUCUCAGACAAACCCACAAAAAUUCAUUGAGGAGGAGCUGAGCAAGCUCAGAACCAAGAACAUCAAGGUCUUUACUGUCUUACAGGCUUCUCUAGACUUUGCAGUGAUGCUUUUUGAGAAGGCUAAAAAAUUGGGCAUGAUGAACAAGGGUUAUGUAUGGAUUGUGAUGUCUGAUGUGGCGAACCUUCUUGACUCCGUUCAGUCAUCGGUGUUGCUCAAUCAUAUGCAAGGUGUAAUUGGAUUGAAAACCAAGUAUUUGGACACUAGUGAUUCUUUUCGAACAUUCGAGCUGAGGUUUAGAAGAAGCUAUGGAUCAGAAUAUCCUGAUGAAGAAAAGUAUUCUAGUCCAAGCAUAUACGCUCUUCAAGCUUACGAUGCAACAUGGGCACUUGCCAAGGCAAUACAAAAAUCAGAAAAAAAUGGACUACAAAAUUCUACUAAUUUAGGUAAUUCCAUUUUAUCUAGUAAUUUUGAGGGUCUGAGUGGAAUAGUAAGCUUCAAGAAUGGUGCUUUAUUGCAGAAGCCUGUCUAUCAAUUAGUGAAUGUGAUUGGUAAAAGCUACCAAGAGAUAGCAAUAUGGUCACCUGAUGAAUUUGGUUUGUCGGAGGACCGGAUUAAAGGUGAUGGAACGAAGAUUAGAAUUGGACAUGAAUAUGCCAAAACGUGGGAUUUGGGUACAAUUAUUUGGCCAGGUGGUCAGUUGACAGUUCCCAAGGGAAUGGAAUUGGGUAGCACUGCAAAACCUUUGAGAAUUGGAGUCCCCGCAAAAGGUGCAUUUAAACAGUUUGUGAAUGUUACUUUUGACCAGCUUAGCAAUGAAACAACCAUCACUGGAUUUACCAUCCAAGUGUUCGAAGCUGUAGUCAAGCGCUUACCUUACCACUUGCAUUAUGUGCUAGUCCCAUAUAGCAGUUCGUAUGAUCAAAUGGUGGAUGAAGUCCACAAUAAGAGCUUUUAUGCAGCAAUAGGUGACAUAGAAAUAAUGGCGAACCGAUAUGAGAUUGCAGACUUCUCCCAGCCCUAUUUGGAUUCUGGCCUUGUCAUGGUGGUCGCUGUAAAACCAGACACUAUAGCGACGAAAAUUCUUGUUCUAAAAGCAUUCAAGUUGAGCAUGUGGACGAUUAUGGCUGCAAUGACCAUGUACACAGGGGUGACAAUUUGGUUAAACGAACAUGCAAAUGAGAAUCCAGAUUUUGGAGGAACGUUCCCUCAAAAUAUUAGGACCAUGCUCUGGUAUUCUGUUACCGUUCUAUCUUUUGCUAAUAGAGAAACUAUCAGGAGCAAUUUAUCGCGCCUGGUGCUGCAGACAUGGUUAUUUGUCACUCUGGUUGUGACAGCAUGUUUUACUGCAUCGGUUACUACCUUGAUGACUAGUCCGAGGAACAAACCAUCUAUUGGAGACAUCGAUUAUCUAUUAGCCACAAAUGCACCUGUCGGGUGCAAUGGGAAUUCUUUCAUUGUUCGUUUCCUGAUCGAUGCUCUCCACUUUAGGCCUGAAAAUAUCAGGAAAAUUGGGUCCUUAAGUGAAUAUCCUGGAAAAUUUGAAAGCGGAGAGAUAAAAGCAGCCUUUUUUGUUGCCCCACAUGCCAAAAUCUUCCUAGCCAAACACUGCAAAGGCUAUACAGUGGCAGGCCCCAGCAUCAAACUCGGUGGCUUUGGAUUUGUCUUUCAAAAGGGUUCUCCUUUGGCUGCUGAUAUUUCAGAGGCCAUUUUAAAAGUAACGCAGACGGGAACCAUAGAUGAAUUGGAGAAACACAUGCUUUCGUUUUCAACAUGCUCUUCUUCAUCCACGGGAGGGGAUCACGAUCAAGGCCAAGGCCCUGAUGGAGUAGGCACUGAACCUUUCUUUGUUCUUUUCCUAGUUUCGGGCGGCCUUCUUGCACUUGCAUCUCUGAACGCAAUCCUCCGCCUACUGAAAAAGCACUUGGACAAUCAUGGCUUUAUAAACGGAAGAGUCCUUCGAUGGGCGUCACUGCUUCUUGCACGAGCUUUCACAAAAUCUGGGACAACCCUUUUGAGGAAAACCCCAAUUAUUCAGAGACCGAAUAACGAAAUAAAUAUGCAUCGUAAUGAACUGGAGCCAGAUUUGAGGGCCAUUGAGCUAGCAACCAACGUUCUCAGUUAAGUUCUUUCCUCCUAAUUAUGUGUAGAGUUCACAAUUUCUUUGUUUCAGAUCAUCCAAUUUAUGAUAAAUACUGUUGUAUGAAAUGUAUAGACGUCUUUAUUAAUUAAAAAAAGGAUAGGAAUCUGA